Molecule: messenger RNA, 3371 nt
Organism: Amborella trichopoda
Lineage: Eukaryota; Viridiplantae; Streptophyta; Magnoliopsida; Amborellales; Amborellaceae
Product: putative cyclic nucleotide-gated ion channel 20, chloroplastic
Biological process (GO): transmembrane transport; monoatomic ion transport
Cellular component (GO): membrane
Molecular function (GO): monoatomic ion channel activity
Source: RefSeq, a predicted model, not a curated record
UUUUCUCUCUCUACAAAUACCUCCUCUCUCCUUUUCUCUCUCCACAAAUACCAUAUCUCUCUCUCUUGCUCUCUCUGUAAGACAUUUCCAUAAAUCCGAAUUCACCUGUGUUUUUAAGGGAUGGAGACGGGGAGUUUGCCAAGUAAGCAACGUUUUUCUCACUCUUCUGGUAUUGUGCGGGCUUCCUGUAAACGUCGUCACGCUCGAGGAAAAAAAAGACUAAAAAAGUCUAUUAUAAUUGCUGGGUCAAGUACGGAUAAACUGUAAAUAAAUUAUUUUUUGUACGAUUUGUUGCAUGCUAUAAAAGUCAGAGCUCUCAUAUCCUUGAAGCUUCGUAUCUCUGGAUCUUCGUAUAUUGAUGACACGAGUAGUAGUGAGCUCAGAAUUAUGGUUACUUCUUUCAUGGAGGAAUCUGGUUUUUGUGAACAAUUUGCAUUUAAGGAGGCUCUGUUGUGGUGGUUUUCUGAUACUAUGAAGUUCAAUUGAUGGACAAGCUUCAGAGCUAGGUAAAAGGUUUCACAAAAAGGUGUACUCGCAUGCACAUAAAAACUUUGCCAAUAUUGCCAAUAUAGAAGAAGGAAAGGGAAGCUAGGGAAACUUUGCUGAACAAUGGCAUGAAGAUAGGAAGAAUAAGCUGUGCACAUAAGAAGGGUUACAAAUGAUAAAGAUUCACACAAGCAUAACAAAAUUUCAGGUUGUUACUGCUUCGUGUCAAAAAAAAACAAAAAAGAGUCCUACAAUUGCAUGAUUAAUGGCUUUUCACAAUAAAGAUGAACUUCCCAUGUUGGAUACUCGCAUUGAGGUACUUAAUGAUGGCGGUUUUGACCGUGAGAGGAAACGGUUUAGUCUCAGCAGAUGUGUGUCAUUCUCUGUGGAUGCUACCCCAACUCCCAAUAGCAACGAAUAUGUUCCUAUGUUCCAUACCGGGCCUUUGAGAAGUUCAAGAAAAAAUCCAUAUUUACGUUCACGUGAUCUUAUACAUACUCUUCGUGAUAAUGAAGGUUCACAGGGAACUUCCAGAUCAAAUGCAGUACAAGCAAUAGAAUUUCCGAAUGAUAAUGGAAAGACACAAGAGAGUGACAAGGAAAAGCUAGAUAAUAGCUAUGAUGGGAAGAAUGAGCAUCUUCUGAGGUCUGGGCCUUUGGGAAGGUGCAAUGAUCCAUUUUGCACAACAUGUCCUUCAUAUUAUAAUAUUAAAGCAACAACCCAGAGAUGGCCGUAUUCUUCUUCAAAAUUCGAACUUAAGUUCGAUUCUGCACUUUAUGGGGAUGCUAAAGGCUGGAUCAGGAGAUCAUUCUCUGACUUAAGUUCUAAAAUUCCUGGCGUAAUGAAUCCACACUCCAAGUUCGUUCAACAAUGGAACAAAUUUUUUGUUGUUUGUUGCUUCAUUGCGAUUUUUGUGGACCCAUUAUUCUUCGUACUUCUAUGGGUGCAAAAGGACUACAACUGUAUGGUUCUUGAUUGGUCCUUAGCAACCGCAAUUGCUGUUGUGAGAAGUUUCACAGAUUUCAGCUAUUUCUUACACAUGCUUCUCCAGUUUAGGGUGGCCUAUGUUGCUCCAGAAUCCCGAAUUAUUGGUACUGGUGAUUUAGUUGAUCACCCGAAAAAAAUUGUUCUUCAUUAUCUUCGUGGCAAAUUUUUAAUUGAUCUCUUUGUUGUGUUACCUCUUCCACAGAUCAUGAUUCUGGUUGUGUUGCCUAAGUAUAUAGGAUCCUCGGCUGCUAAUUAUGCAAAAAAUCUGUUACGAGCCACUGUUCUUCUCCAGUAUAUCCCAAGAAUGUGUAGAUUUCUUCCAUUGCUUGUUGGUCGAUCUGAAACUGGGUUCAUAUUUGAGUCAGCAUGGGCAAAUUUUGUCAUUAACCUUCUCAUUUUUGUCCUGGCGGGGCAUGUGGUGGGUUCCUGCUGGUAUCUCCUGGGCUUGCAGAGGGUUAAUGUAUGUUUACGAGAUGCUUGCUGGAAAUUUAUAAACACUUCUGCCUGCUUUGAAUUCCUUGACUGUGGUCAUGGGAGCUAUCUGGAAAAAUUCAAAGAGUCAUCACUUUGGGAUAGCUGGAAGAAUAAUUCUGUUGCUGCCCAAUGUUAUGACGCUAAAAAUGGCCCCUUCCCAUAUGGAAUUUAUGGAACAGCUGUUCCUGUUACUAUUGAAUCUAGAAUUAUCUCAAGAUAUAUUUAUUCUUUGUUUUGGGGUUUUCAGCAAAUCAGUACUCUAGCAGGAAACCAAGUUCCUAGUGUUUUUCCGUGGGAAGUUCUCUUCACAAUGGGCAUAAUUGGACUUGGCCUCUUCCUCUUUGCUUUGCUUAUUGGAAAUAUGCAAAACUUUCUACAAUCUCUCGGGCGAAGGAGAUUGGAAAUGCAAUUACAGCGCCGCGAUGUUGAACAAUGGAUGAGUUAUCGACGUCUGCCAGAGGAUUUGAGGAGGCGUGUGCGACAAUCGGAAAGGUUUAAUUGGGCAGCAACACGUGGUGUAAAGGAAGACCAUCUUCUUGAGAAUCUACCGGAGGAUCUACAAAGAGACAUACGGCGUCAUCUUUUUGAAGUUAUCCAGAAGGUUCGAAUUUUUUCAGCAAUGGAUGAGACUACCUUGGAUAUAAUUUGUGAAAGAUUAAGGCAAAAGCUGUAUAUAGAGGGAUGUGAAAUUCAAAGUGAUGGAGGCCCAAUUGAGAAAAUGGUUUUCAUUGUGAGGGGUAAAAUGGAGAGCACUGGGGCAGAUGGAUAUGUCACUGCCUUAGCAGAAGGUGAUGUGGUUGGUGAGGAGCUUCUUACAUGGUGGCUUGAGCAAUCUCCUUCGAGUAAGGAUAAACAGAAAAUGCGGCUCAUGGAGCAUGUAUUAAUUUCCAGAAGAAAAGUGAAAUGUAUAUCAAAUGUCAUAGCUUUUGUGCUCCGAGGUUCUGAUCUGGAGGAAGUUCCAUUUCUAUUUAUGCGAUUCCUAAGGAACCCUGAAGUUAUACGAAUCAUCAGGUGUCAAUCACCAUACUGGAGAGCACUAGCUGCAACUCGCAUUCAAGUGGCAUGGAGAUACAGGAAGAAAUGGUUGAACCGAGGGGCAAGCAAGCCUACUGAGAUCCAAUGAUAACAUCAAUAAAAUAGAAGUGAUGUAUAUUCUAAGCAUGUAUGUUAUACGUGCGGUUUAUAUAAGGCAGCAAUCUUACUUAUAGAAGUAGGGUUCUGACACCAUUCAUUAUAUUCUAAACUCGUAUAUUAUAAGUGUGAUUUAUGUAAAGCUCAAUCUUAUCUGUAAAAGUAAGAUUGCAGUGUUUUACACCAUUCAUUUUAUUUGGAUAGUGUAUGUUUGGUAUAUCUUUUAAGAUAAUAACACAUUAGUGUAAAUUACUGCAAUCUUUAUUCUACGAGUAACGUGGCUCUUAUAUAAA